UGCGGGGUCCGCCAUGGAGCCAGAGCAGAUGCUGGAGGGACAGACGCAGGUUGCAGAAAAUCCUCACUCUGAGUACGGUCUCACAGACAAUGUCGAGAGGAUAGUAGACAAUGAGAAGAUUAAUGCAGAAAAGUCAUCAAAACAGAAAGUGGAUCUCCAGUCUUUGCCAACUUGUGCCUACCUGGAUCAGACAGUUCUGCCUAUUUUAUUACAGGGACUGGCUGUGCUUGCAAAAGAAAGACCACCAAAUCCCAUUGAAUUUCUAGCAUCAUAUCUUUUAAAAAACAAGGCACAGUUUGAAGAUCGAAACUGACUUAUUGAGAAGAACAGAAAAAUUUGGUUUCUACUGUAGAUUUACAUGAUUAAGAGGCAGCUUUAAUUGCCAAGAUUCCCCCCCUUUGGAAGUAUAUGAACCUUCAGGACAACAGAACUUAUUUCCGGAAUUGCAGAAGAAAACAUUUCCCUUAUUUUUA
This is a messenger RNA of Hyaena hyaena (striped hyena), 473 nucleotides long. Its product is annotated as protein dpy-30 homolog. NCBI's taxonomy places the organism in Eukaryota, Metazoa, Chordata, Mammalia, Carnivora, Hyaenidae. Gene Ontology annotation, cellular component: Set1C/COMPASS complex. The transcript has a single exon. The record is from RefSeq and is a predicted model, not a curated record. The coding region runs from base 14 to 313 and encodes 99 amino acids.